CAUUAAAGCAAGUCAAGAUAGAAUGUCCUAAAACGAGGUUGGCCCGAUUGAUGUCUAAAAUAGAUUACAUAGAAAUCAUUUGUAAUACCAAAAAGGAUUACAAUGAAUUUUAAUAAGAGAAUCAAAAAUGAACUUAUUUUUUGCAAUGAGGGAGACUUCUCUCAUCCCAGCGUUUUUUGGAUGCCGUGGAAAAGCCACUUGCUUUUGUUAUUGGCAUUCGCCUUCGAAAUGUUGUAAUGGCGGACGGAGCUACGGCUAAUGUGGACCUGCAAGAUAAAUCAGAGAAAGUGGAACAAAAUGGAAACAAUAAAGACAAAAGCAAUAAUCCAAAACAUCCUCCUUAUUUACAUAGUAUUUCUAGAUCAUCUUUGACAUUCUUUAAUAGCGAAAAUGCUAAGAAUGCAGCAAAAGCUAAAUUCGAAGUGUUAAAGACGGAUCUUUUGGCAGGAAGUGAAAGUGGCAGUGGUGACCAUGUUCCCCUAUCACAAAAAGAAGAGGAAAAAAAGUUGGUGGAUGGAGUUUUAAAUUUUUGCGUGGAUGGUACAUUUGACUUGAAGUCAAACUAUGUUUUGACCGAACCAUUUAAUGUUUUGGUUUUAUUACACUUAGUUGAAUCAUUAUCUCCAGAAAGACAGCUUGAAGUUUUAUCAAUAUUACAAAAUUUGCUUAAGCAAAGUAUUAAGAAUUUACAGUCUUGUACUAAAGUUGGCUUGAUAUCCAAAUUACUGCAGCAGUUGCCAUCACUAACUGAUGAAAAGGUUGCAGAUAAAGCAAUAGAUUUAAUUGGUGAUCUUGCAACAUACAGUAUUACUGUCAGGGAAUUAAAAUGUUUUUUUUCAUCACUUCAAAGAACAAAUGUUAUGAAAUGGCCUUCUCACGCUUUAAAGUUGUUGGAAAUUUUACGAAAAAUGCCAGAGAAACAUGGCCCAGAUGUGUAUUUUAACUUUUCUGGAAAAUCUGAAGCAGCGAUUACUGUACCACCAAUAUCAAAAUGGCCUCAUCAACCAGGGUGCACAUUCACUGUAUGGUUGCAAUUAGAUGCUGCCCAUCUUUCACCAUCAGAAUUGGAAAACCGGCCACGUGUUUAUAGCUUCUUUACUAACCGUGGAAUAGGAUACAAUGCUCAUUUUUCCGGACCAAUGUUGGUGGUUGAAGUUGUGGGUAAAAAUGGAAGGAAACAAACAACUCUUGUAAAAGCAAAAUUUGAACCACAAAUUUGGUACCAUGUUUGUGUGUCACAUACAUAUAAUAGAUUUAAAUCCAGUGAAGUUAAAGUAUUUGUGAAUGGUCAAAUGGUUACAUCAGGUGAUAUUACAAUGCCUUCGACAAAAGACACAAUGGAUAAAUGUUUUAUUGGUGGAUCACAUAUGAAUGAUCCAAAACAUAAAUUUAAAGGUCAAAUGUCUGCUGUUUAUCUGUUUGCUGAACCGUUAGCAUAUAAUGUUGUAAUUGCUUUAUACCGACUUGGACCUGGUUAUAAGGGCAAAUUCAAAUUUAGAAAUGAGCUGGAGAAUACAAUAGCAGAAACAGAUAAAAAGCUGAUCUAUGAUGGAAAGUUAUCACAGAGUCUUCUGUUUACUUACAAUCCGAAAGCUGUUGACGGAGAAUUAUGUUUGGAAUCUUCACCAACUGAAAACCAAUUAUGUUUUUAUCAUUCACCACAUGCGCUGAUGUUAAAUGGAGUACAAGCUGUAGUUACUCAUUCACUUCAAGCCGCAAUGCACUCUCUUGGUGGUAUCCAGAUGUUGUUUCCAUUAUUUACACAACUUGAUUGUCCAUUAGAUGGUCAAAAUGAACCAGAGCCAAGUAUAUGCUCUCUGCUGCUUGGAUUAAUUUAUGAUCUCCUUCGUGGAUCCUCUGUUUGUCAGCAACAAAUGAUACAAAGUCAAGGUUUUAUGAUCAUUGGUCACUUGCUUCAAAAGGCUUCUCCUGUGCAUUUAACUGAAGCUACUGUGGAUAUAUUAUUGGGCUUAGCUAGAUAUUUCAUGGCAACUACAAGUGCAAAUGGACUGUUAGGUGGCUUGUUAGAUUAUGUCUUAUUAGAACCUGCAUUGUGGAUUAAAACACCUUUAUCACUGCAAUCGAAUCUGUUGAGCUUAUUUGCAACAGGCUAUGUGGGAGGAUUAGACUAUGCUGGAUAUAUCAGAAAAGAAGUUGGGGUUCCACGUCUUAUAUUAACAUUACGGAAAUUUUACUCAGUGACAAAUCCUAUUUUGAAAAAUUCUGUGGAAGAAAUCAUCUCACUGAGAGCAUUUGUGUUACUUCUUAUCAAACAAAUGGUUAUAAAGGACGAAGGAAUAACGGAAGAUGAAUUAAAAAGCAUAUUAGUAUAUCUAGCUGUUGAAGAUCAAGAGGAAAAUUAUUUUGAUGUGAUUCAUUUACUGCUGUCUAUAAUGUGUGAGAUUCCUGUUGCAAUAACUCCCUGUUUUGAUAUGAUGGAAGGAUUUCAAGUAUUCUUCAAACUUCUUGUGGCCCACGAAGAAAAAAUCCGAAUAUGCAGUUUGAAGAUAUUAUGUGCCUACAUGCAGCAGUUGACUGUCAAGCGCAAGUUAGAACUGGUAGAAAAAUAUGCCUUUAUUUCAAAAAUUGGUCAAAAACUUUCUAUAUUUGAUAUGACAAUGACGACAUAUAAUGCAUUGUUCGAGUUCCUCACUGCAAGGCCAACAAAAAUUAUUUCUGAAAACCGACAUGCUUCUCCAGAUGGAACAUACGUCAUGUAUCAUCCGACUGUGCUACCAAUUAUUGUUAAUCUGCUGUUGAAAGGAAGAACAGAUGCGGAAGAGACACAUAAUUAUGAACUUUUGAAAUCCACCUCUGACCUUGCAAUUAUAUUUUUAUCUGAUCUUGUCCUGCUCCUUAAUACUAACAACGAUAAUAAGAGGUUGUUGUUACAGUUGAUGUGUUGGCAAGAUUGGUUGUUUUCUUUGGCGUAUUUUGAACCAAAUACUAAAGAUGAAACUAAAAUCACAGAUACUGUGUUCUCCGUCGUUAAAAUGUUACUGUAUUAUGCAAUACAAAAUGAGAAAGAAGGGUGGAGAGUGUGGGUGGAUACAUUAUCAAUACUACAUGUAAAGGUUUCAGAGCACAUGAAAAAAGAGCAUCCUGAAAGCUUAAAUUCACAACCGCAUAUUAUCUACAACGAGAAUAAAGCAACUCCAGAAUAUAUUGACCAAGAAACUGGAGAAUUAAAAGAAAACCCACUGCCUGAAACAGAUCAAGUGGGAAAAGUGCAAAAUGCUUCAUUGCCAGACAUAAAGUCUCCCAAGAAGUCACCAAAUAUUGAAAAUGAUUUACGCAAACAAUUUUUUGAGAAGUUGUUACUAAAGGAAUCAGGAACUUCUGUGAUUUCAGGGAGCAUGGAAAAUUUACGUAGAACUCAAAGUGCUGGUAACGUGAAUGAAGAGCCAGAAACAAGUAAUCAAAAUCGACCAAGAUCAGCAAGUCCUACUGUAGUACAAAGUAACGUGGUGGAUCAAGUGAAGAAUGAACAUGUAGAAGGUGAUAACAAGACAAAUGAGUGUAUAGAAAGUGAUAAAGAGAUUCAAAGUGAAAACAAGGAUGUAAUAUCAGAAACAAACGUUGGUAAAUCCGAAAAUAACAAAACAGACAUUGAUGAAUCCGAAAAUAACAAAAACCAUGACGAAUCCGAAAAUAACAAAACAGACAUCGAUGAAUCCGAAAAUAACAAAACAGACAUUGAUGAAUCCGAAAAUAACAAAGAAAAUGUUACACCAAGUUGUAAAGAUGGGAAUCAGGAAAAUGUUGCAGAUGGUGAAAGCAAAAAACAUGCAGCUAAAGUUAAUCUGGACUUACACGAAGGAAAUGAAAUAAAAUCAACUAGUAUAAGUGAAAGAGCUGAUAGUAAUGAGCUGAAUGAAAGUGAUAUUGAUGCUGCUCCAAAAUCUCCUGAAAACCCGAAAACUAGACCAUAUGUUGAUAUACCUGAGUUCUAUUGGUCGCAUUCUCAUCAGCGACUUCUUACUGAAUUAUUGUUUUCCAUUGAGAAGGAUAUUCAAGUUUGGAAAACGCAUACUAGAAAAACUUUGACAGAUUUUGUAUCUUCACGGGAAAAUUCUACGUACAUUAUGAAUUUAUGUCACAUGGUUUCCAUCUUGUCCGACAGUUUGAUCUACUGUUGUGGUGGACUACUUCCUUUACUUGCAUCUGCGACCUCGCAAAAUUUUGAAAACGAUGUUUUAGAAGCUUGUGGUGGUAUGACGUUGGAUUCUGGCUUUUCAUUUUUAAACCGUGUUCUAAGCAUCAUCGAUAUUGUUGGAUUUGCAAGUUCAGUCAACUUUAGUAGUGUGGAGGCUCAUCGAAAUAUGUCUGCUGGAGGCGUGUUAAGACAAUGUAUUAGAUUAGUAUUUUGUGGAUCAGCGAGAAAUCGUGUUGUGUGCCGUCAGCGUGAGCGCCCAUCAGCUGGUGUUGGGCACAUUCAUCCGAAAACACUCAAAGAAACACAAGAAGCUAUAAAAACUUUAAUAGCAUCCACAAAACCACCCACGGAGGAGGAUGUAGUACAAAACAUCCCUGGGCACAUGACGACAAUAACAAACCCAGAAAAACUUCUCCAAGAUUCUGACAUUAACAGGCUUCGUACCUUAGUGUACAGGGAAGUUGAAGAUAGUCGGCAAUCACAAUACGUUGCUUUGGUGGUAAUCUAUUUUGUUGCAGUUUUGAUGGUUGCAAGAUAUCGAGAUAUAUUGGAGCAUGAUGAUGUUGAAGAAACCACUGCCAGAAGGCACUCGACAUCUGGCGAGGCUGAAGAUUUGGGUCCAUCCCCACGUGAACGUUCUUCUACAUGGGGUUCCGGACAACAAGGACAACAUGGAGGGUCGUCUGCUAUGACUUUAGAAGAAAAAAUAGAAAUGGCGUUCUGCAACUCUGCUAGUUUAUUACGAGAAAUCUUGUUUGAUUUUUCACACUACCUGACAAGAAUUUUAGUUGGAAGUAGAGGCCAGGAUUUGAUAACAGAUGGGUUGGGUUCAUUGAAGUCCGAAGAAAGCACUGUGGAAUUAGUUAUGUUACUGUGUUCUCAAGAAUGGCAAAAUGCACUGCAACGCCAGGCUGGUACAGCUUUUAUGGACCUUGUAGAUGAAGGUAGAUUACUUUCGCAUUCGACUCGCGAGAGAAUUGUUAUUACAGGAAGUGAAGCGAAAGACAUUAUGAAUGAGCGAGAUAAUUUUGAAAACCUAAAGCAUGCGCAAUACGAGUCAAUCUGCACGAAGACUUUGAUAGCUUACAUUGAACAGUACAGAACGUACGAUCAGUUCUUCAAAGCAAAGAAGAAGCGAAAUUCCUCAUCAGCUACGCAGUCACUUGAAAAGAUUUUCGAUGUGCUAACCAGUGAGUUUGGUGCAUGGCCAAUGAGUCAUUCCCACCAUCAAUAUUAUAAGUUAGACAGAUGGGAAGAUAUGCAGAGAAGAAGGCGACGGAUGGUGAGAAAUCGCUUUGGAACAUCUCAUCCUGAGGCUACAUUGAGGCCUGGUUCAGCUGAAGUCAUACCUCCAGAGAAGCCACCACCAUUAAAAUAUCAUUUAUACACCAAACACGUGCCAGCCACGCGCGAAGAUCUUUCUGACACUGAGGAAGAUCUGGAUGCUGUGUUAGAAGAGAAACAACCCUACCAACAGCAUGGCAGCAUUGUAUUUACCAUCGACUGCAACGUUAUUACGCCUGGCGCUGUCGUACCUGGAACGCUGGCCAUCACAGCAGACUCCCUGUAUUUUACUGCUGAUGAAGAGUCCGAAGAAUUAAAGAAAAUUGAUCCACAGAUUCUAACUUACAACGAUUGUCUAAACAUCAAAUGUUCGUUUAUAAACAUCGUCGCGGUGUUUACGAGAAGAUAUAUUUUGCAGAACAAAGCCGUCGAAAUUUUCUUAGCUAACAGAAGAAGUUUUUUCUUCUCAUUUGCUUCACAUGAUAUUGUUAAGAAAAUCAUACAGCAUUUGCCGUCGGUUGGUGUCGGUAUUGCUUACGGCUUACCAAGAACCAAGAGCAUUUCCUAUUCGUCCCCAAAAUUACUAUUUGCGAAAUCGAAUAUGUUGCAGAGAUGGCAAAACAAAGAAAUUUCAAAUUUCGAAUAUCUUUUAUUUUUAAACACAAUAUCAGGCCGAACAUAUAACGAUUUAAAUCAAUACUUCAUCUUCCCAUGGAUAUUAAAAAAUUAUGAAAGUGCUGAACUUGACUUAAAAGAUCCAAACAACUAUAGAGAUUUAUCCAAGCCAAUCGGAGCACUGAAUCCAUUCCGUCUGGCUCAAUUUGUUGAGAGAUACAACUCCUGGGAUGAGACCGGUGAUGUACCACCAUUUCAUUAUGGGACUCACUAUUCCACUGGUGGCUUUGUAAUGAACUGGCUCGUUAGGAUUGAACCAUUCGCUUCGUUCUUUUUGAGUUUGCAAGGUGGUAAGUUUGACCACCCCCUUCGUACGUUCUCUUCUAUCAACAGAGCUUGGGAAAACUGUCAAAGAGAUACAUCGGAUGUAAAGGAACUUAUUCCGGAGUUGUUUUAUUUACCUGAGAUGUUGAAAAAUGAAAACAAGUUUGUAUUUGGCGAUGGGGAAGAUGGGCGCAACAUUGAUGACGUUGACCUCCCUCCAUGGGCGCGCUCUGCAGAUCAUUUUAUCAAGUUACACAGAGAGGCCUUAGAAUCCGAUUAUGUGUCAAAUAAUUUACAUAAAUGGAUUGAUUUGAUAUUUGGAUACAAACAGAAAGGAAAAGAUGCAGAACACAGUGCAAACGUGUUCUACCAUUUGACUUACGAAGGCAGUGUAGACCUGGAUGCAGUAACCGACCCUGUCACUAAAGAGGCACUUGUUCAGCAGAUUAAAAGUUUUGGGCAAACCCCUGCACAAUUACUCACUUCACCCCACCCUCAGAAGAAUUCAUUAAAGAAUGAAGACGAGGAGCCACAUAAAAGUAUUUUCUUGUCAUUCUCUGUCACUCCCGAAGUUCCUGUAACUCACGUGAGUGCUCACACAGCUGUCAAAUCAUCUCUUCCCGCAAUCAUCACGAUCAGUUGUAAUCAGUUUUUCUCUGUAAACAAGUGGAUAAACUUUGGAGGGGACAUCAAAUCGUAUCAAUCAUUAAAGAACGUUCAAAUUGAGCAGGAUCCUUCAUUAGAAACGGUACAGGGUCGAUUAAGACGUCAGCUUGGUGAACCUUUACAUGAAAGCGUAACCGUAACGUCAUCAUGCUUUGCUGUGACGUCUGACAAUAAAUUUAUUUUCACUUGUGGUUACUGGGAUAAAAGUUUUAAAUGUUUCACAACGGAUACAGGAAAACUAUCUCAGUGUAUAUUUGGGCAUUGGGAUGUGGUGACAUGCCUUGCUUAUUCAGAUGAUGAGUUAACUGCAACAAAUGCGAUACUUGUGUCUGGAUCCUCAGACGCUACUGUUUUGGUGUGGAUAUGGGACCACAAACGACAUAGAAUAAUUGGGCCUGAUGAUCCUCAAGGUCAUGGUUCAACACCCAUAGCGAUUUGUACUGGGCACGAGUUACCUGUCACGUGUGUGGAUGUCAAUACCUCAAUAGGAAUCAUAGCUAGUGGAUGCAUUGAGGGGGCGUGUUUGGUUCAUAGCUUGAGUGGAGAACUUCUCCGAAUUCUUAAAGGACCUGCGAUAUGUCAACACCCACGGCUCAUAAACAUUUCAAACGAAGGUCGCAUUUUAACAAAUUACUCCAGCGAGAAUGGCUACAUGGCAAUGUUUUCGCAGAACGGAAAACUGUUGAGCUACGUAAAGUUGACGGAACAAAACCUGUCUGUGGUUUUCACGCGAGAUGGUUGUUUUUUCGUUACGGGUGGAUUUAACAGAUGUUUCCAAAUAUGGCGAAGUUACGACUUAGUUUUGUUAAGCGUUUUCCCACCAUGCGAUGGAAGCAUACGUUCGUUGGCUCUUACACCAGACCAAAGAUGUAUGGUGGCUGGUUUAAGCACAGGAUCCAUAAUUGCCAUGGCGAUGGAUUUUUCAAUGUGGCCCCGUGUAUAUGACGUAAUGAAAGUUCAACCUAAAGAAGAAGAUUCAUCGGAAAAAGUGGUUGGGACGAACGAAGACAAGGAAAAUCUUACAACAGCUCUUGUUCACAAAUCUUCUGAAGAAGAAGGAACCACGCCAGAAAUAAAUCAGCAACAUGGCGUAGCAAACGAUAAAGAAGUGGACCAAGUAAAGACGGAUGAAAAGCACCCUCCACCUCCUGAAGUUGAUACAACGGAUGAAACGCCAGUGACGAAACUCACCCAACCUGUUCCUGAUGAGGAAGACGAAGGGGGUAUUCCCGAUGAAGAAGAUAAAACACCAAAGCAGCAAACGAGCAUUGUGAGCCCUGUUCCUGAUAACGACACACCACCAAAAACGCUUUUAGAAAAAGCACAGGAGGUCGAUUCUACUAAAGAAGAGGAGUAAAUUAGAAAGAAAGGAUUUUCACUACAGUAUUUCUUCCGAUGUGUAUAUAAAUAUAGAAUGACAAAGCAGUAGAUGAUAUCAUUGUAGUUGUCGGUGUUGUUGCGUGAACGUACGUUAGUGGUAAUUUAUAUUUUCGUUAUAUUUAGGAUAUAUAUUUUUUACUUUUCACAAAUUUCUGCAAUUAUGGUUUAUGAGAAUUAGAAAUUAGUUACACUAAACACUUUUUACCCAAUGUUAUUUUCUGAAUGUUUUAGUUACACUAAACACUUUUUACCCAAUCUCAUUUUCUGAAUGUUUCGCCAACGAAUUCAGAUUUUUCAACUUGACAAAGAAAAUAUCAGUACAUAAGUUUUAAAUACUGAUUUCAAGUGACACCUAAAGUAAAAAUUAGCGACAUUUUUAAGAAGCCCAUUAUAUUAUUACAAAGCUAUGCUACAAAACUGAAACAAACAACACUUUAUUGUUUCUUUAUUCAUGUAGAUUUAUUUAUUAAAAUUUUUGUGUCGUCAUAUGUAAUGUUUCGAUUUUCUAUACUUUUCUUUUAAUGUCUGAUCACCUCUUUACCCAAACACAAAAAUUUUCUAUGUUGAAACUAGUCAGUUAAUGUACAAGAUUUUCCUCCGAUUACUUUUUACUAUCCAACACAUAAAAGUAUAAAUGUUUAUUUGUGGUGCUGGUAAAAUCUACACGGUGUUCUGUUUAUGUUAAAGUGAAAAUGUGCUGGAAAUAUUUUGACGUUAAAUAGAAUUUAUCUUCCUAGAAGAUUCUUGAAA
Messenger RNA from Hydractinia symbiolongicarpus, 9175 nucleotides. RefSeq names its product neurobeachin-like. Gene Ontology annotation, molecular function: protein kinase binding. Bases 237 to 8402 code for a protein of 2721 amino acids. Gene Ontology annotation, biological process: intracellular protein localization. The transcript is spliced from 49 exons. Gene Ontology annotation, cellular component: cytosol; membrane. NCBI's taxonomy places the organism in Eukaryota, Metazoa, Cnidaria, Hydrozoa, Anthoathecata, Hydractiniidae. The record is from RefSeq and is a predicted model, not a curated record.